This is a messenger RNA of Thermothelomyces thermophilus ATCC 42464, 1090 nucleotides long. RefSeq lists its product as uncharacterized. Gene Ontology annotation, molecular function: oxidoreductase activity. NCBI's taxonomy places the organism in Eukaryota, Fungi, Ascomycota, Sordariomycetes, Sordariales, Chaetomiaceae. The transcript is spliced from 2 exons. The record is from RefSeq and is a predicted model, not a curated record. Bases 125 to 1009 code for a protein of 294 amino acids.
GUUCAACGAAACUUAGCUUGCUUGGCUGACUGAUACCUCUACCUAUCAUCAUUCAUUCGCCAAUCUUGACUCGCCUUUUGUUUGGCAACUCCAUUCUCUUAGAGAGCAGACCGAUUAUCUCAACAUGGCCGCGACUUUCACCACCCCGAACCGCCCUCUCACGUGGCUCAUCACGGGCUGCUCAUCGGGUUUGGGUCUUUCCCUCGCACGGCUCGUUCAAUCUAAGGGCCACAACCUGAUCGCAACCUCGCGCAACCCGGCCCGCACGCCGGACCUGGUCGCCGAGGUCGAGAAGGCGGGCGGCAAAUGGCUGGCCCUGGAUGUCGACGAUAAGGACUCUGCCAAGGUUAUCGAGAAUCUCGAGGCCGGCGGCCAGGAGAUCGACGUCCUGGUCAAUAACGCCGGCUACUCUCUCCACGCGCCGGCCGAGUCCUUCACUGAGGAAGAAAUCCGGGCGCAGACGGAGACCGUGUACUUUGGCCCCUACCGGCUGAUCCGCGCCGUGCUGCCGCACAUGCGCAAGCGGCGGUCCGGUGUCAUUGUCAACAUGAGCAGCGGUGCGGCUCUCGAGGGCCGGGAGAGCAUGGGCAUCUACGCUGCAGCCAAGGCGGCAUUGGACGGCUUGUCCAGGGUCAUGGCCAAGGAGGUGGCCCCCUUCAACAUCCGGGUCCUGACUGUCCAGCUUGGCACAUUUAACACCAACAUGGGCAACGCGACCAUUCUGGGCAAGAACCCACUGCCGGAGGACUACAAGGGCUCGAUUGCGGACCAGAUGAUGCAGUUCAUGGCCAGCGGUAAGUUCCAGGGCAACGGCGACAAGGACAAGGCCGUGAAAGCUGUCUACGAGGUGGUCGUCGGAGAGGGUGUUGGGGCCGGUCGCGAAGCCGAGCGGCUUCUACCCUUGGGCAGAGACCUGGCUGCCCGGAUCAAGACGGUCCAGGACUAUUAUGCUCACGCCAUCGAGGUCUUUGGCGACAUUUGCAACAACGUCUACAGGGAUGCUAACUGAGUGAGAGUUGUCUUGGUUAAUAUAGUCAUGAGGUGAAGUAACAGAGGAGAGAUCACUUCCGAACCGAAGUUCGUCUCAAAA